GCCAUUUGCCCACGAGCUAGGGUCGCUUGAACCCUGUACGAGACAAUGUCGAUAAAGUAAGCCUCUUUCGCGAACCUCUUUCUUGAAUCUCUUUCUCUGAGCUUUCCAUCUUUCCCGUCCCGUCUUGUCAACCAUAGCCUUGCCCUCUUGGUCACUGCUUUAGUCCUGCACCGACUCUUCAGAGAUUGUCGCUCCCGUGGUAUCCUGUCCUGUCUUGUGUCCAUACCAUACCACACCCAUCUUCGCAUUCCCGUCCCCCUCUCUCCGUUUCCGUUUCUUGCCUCCGUCACCUUCCCGUCUCCCUCUGCCGUCUUCUCCGCCCCGUACCCUCCGGUCACGGCGGCCACGGCUCAGUCCGUCCGUUGACUGCCCCGCCACCUUCGGCCCAUGGAGUCAUGGACCCCGCCCUAUAAUGGACAAUCCUCAUGACUAUCUUAUUACAAGCCGUCCUCCUUCGCGGCCCGUCGAUCCUGACAAUGCCGAUAGCUGGGUUAUGCUCAAUCAGGGCGGCUUCGUCAAGCUUGGCAAUGAACGCAUCUUGAUGAAGCUCGAAUCGAGAAUCUCAUGCGACCUGUCUGUGCCCCAGGAGCUGAGAGCACGAUGUGCCUCGUUUCAACGGAAAAGUGAUAAAGGCACCCUCUUCCUGACCAACAAGAGAAUCGUGUAUCUUCCCUUAAAACCUACUCAAGAACCAAAGUUUGAAUCAUUCAGUGCCCCAAUCCUGAAGUUUCAAGAUUCCACGACCUCAUCAUCCAUGUGGUGGGGAUGGGUAUGGAAAUCAGAUUGUAUUCCUGUAUCCGGUGGUGGCAUUCCUCCAGACAUUCCUCGGCUUGAGGUCAAGUUCACGUUUUCAGAUGGAGGCAUGAUGGAUUUCAACGAAGCCUAUAUAAGGCUGCGGGAGCGGCUUUACCAGUAUCAAGAGAUGCGCCGGGAGAUGGGCCCCGGUGCUGAUGUCCCUGAUGAGCCUCUUCCAGCAUAUGAAGCUCCUUCCGCCCAGCCAGCACCUACAACAAGUUCGACAGAUGUACGCCCUAAUCGCUCAGAGAGCGCUGCUAGUAGGAGGGCACCAGACGAACCACCGCCAGAUUAUGACGAGGCUCAGGCGCAGCAGUUGAACAUUCGAUUGGAGGACCACAUUCGGGGUGAAAUCGAUAGGGGGGCAUACGAAAAUGACGAUUAACGGCCGUGUUGGACCACACCAAUGGCUGUGGUUAUGUUACAGAUACCAAGAUUUGAGCACUGCAUUCAUGAACUCAUUAUACUAUC
This is a messenger RNA of Fusarium verticillioides 7600, 1266 nucleotides long. RefSeq lists its product as hypothetical. Gene Ontology annotation, cellular component: nucleus. The coding region runs from base 413 to 1180 and encodes 255 amino acids. Lineage: Eukaryota; Fungi; Ascomycota; Sordariomycetes; Hypocreales; Nectriaceae. Gene Ontology annotation, molecular function: chromatin DNA binding; transcription coactivator activity. The record is from RefSeq and is a predicted model, not a curated record. Gene Ontology annotation, biological process: positive regulation of DNA-templated transcription. The transcript has 2 exons.